AUGGAUCACGAGCACGACGCGGACUUUUCAACGGAUGAGGUGGAUCACGAGCACCGAAGUACAAGUACCAAAAAUGGUGGCAAGAAGGAUGACGGGAAUAAAGGUGAUGGGAAAGGGGAUAGAAAGGGUGUGAUCAACAGGGUGAACAGGGCAUGUAACAACUGCAGAAGGAUGAAGAUGCGUUGUGUGGGUGCGGAUGACCCUCCUUGCAAGCGAUGUCGAAAUGGAGGAUUGGAGUGUGUGAUGGAGAAGCCUGGAAAACCCAGUGGAGGCGAUGGUCAUGUUGGCGAAGAUCGAAUACGAUCACUCGAAAGUCAAGUAUCGGCAAUACAGAAUACGUUGACAGAUCUAGUCACGACGCUUCGGGCUGGCAUGUCAUCUGGAGCAUCGAACGCUUCAGCUCCCACGCCCGUCAAUGCCAGUACGACUACUCCGGACUAUGGCCCCUCCAUCGGUAGUCUCCCAUUACCCAAUUCAACUAUUCAUAGUUUGAUGGGUCCCCCGCAUGGUAAUUCGCCUACAAUGAAUCCAGCAGCAAUGGACGCAUAUGGUCGUGUACCUGUACCAAAUGUAUUUCCCAAUACACAACCAGCUCAGAAUCCAAAUCAUACAAACAAUCCUGUCGAUCCUUUCCGAUCCCUCGCAGGGGCAAUAGCAAACAACCAGACUUUCGUCCCUCCUACACAAGAGCCUCGCCAACCUGUCGUGCUUGAUGAGAAUCUAAGAAGACAAAGUGUCCCAGUAGGUAUUCCCACAUGGCCAUUAGGUCAUCUAGCUGAACAAGAACAACCUCACACUCGUCAUAUGUCAUUACCUCCUUCUAGAGCUGGCUCAAUGGGACCGGAAGAUAUCCUUGGUCCAGAGGAGAUCAUCAACCCUCUAGGGGAAAUGUCGAAUAUGGCGGGGUUGGUAGAAGCUGCCGUAGAAAGAGCUAGAGAAGAACAAGCCAAUUCGGGAAGUACCAACGGUGGAACUCCGAUGAAGAGGUCUGGAAGUGAUAUGGAAAGAUCAGGUUCAGGUAACGAGGAUAAAAAAUCAACUAAAAGAGCUCGGUUCAUCCCUCCCCAUCCUGUCGCCUAUGGACCUGCCAUCUACGAAAACCAGAAUCUCCCUCCGAUAGCUGUCGGACCAGGGUACAAAGCUGGACCGAAGAGACAACAUGUUCAUGCGUUUCCGGAUGCCGUGACGGAAGGUCUGGUCUCAGAAGAGGAGGGUAGGGAGAUGUUGAAAAUCUACUAUAUGGGUUCAUCAAACUUUAUACCUUGUUUCGAUCCCAGAUAUGAUACUUGGGAUUCACUUCGCACCCGAUCACCUUUUGCUCUUACGACUAUCAUCUUUGUCGGAGCUCGAGUCAGAGAUGGAGGUGGACCUCACAGUGCAACGCAAACUCUAUGUAGAGCUCAUGCGGAGAAAAUAGCCGUCAAUACCCUUUUCCAUCCUGUGCAACGUAUCGAAGCAGUACAAAGUAUGAUCCUCUUAGCAGCUUACAGGGAUAGUGGUUGGCUUCUUGGGGGUCAUGCAGUGAGAAUGGCGGUAGAUAUGGGAAUCAAUCGAUCUUUCUUACACUUACUUAGAACCGGUAUGGGUAAAGGCAAAUCAGAACCCGAAUUGGAACAAGAACGAUCCCUGGUCGUACAAUCUAGAGUUUGGUUAUGUCUUUAUCUGAUGGAACAUCAAAUGGCUUAUGGAACUGGACGUCCAGCGAUUAUCCGCGAAGACGAAACGAUUCAUCAAUGUCGUCGAUUACUUGAACAUCCUUUAUCGAUCCCUUCGGAUGCAAGAUUAGUAUCGACUGUUGAGAUGACCGCUCUUCGAUCACCAUUACAUAUCGAACUUACUUCCACGCCCGACUUGCCAAUCACUGAAGGUACACUCAAACGAUUGAAACAGGCAAAUAACGAUUUUGACGCUUGGGAAAGAUACUGGGAUAGGGUCCUGUCAGAUAGAUUCGGAAAAGGAAAAGGUGAUUUCUUUAGGGAAUCUCUGAUAAUCCAAAGACAAUAUGCGGAAUUAUUUGUGAACUCUCAACUUUUAAGAGGGAUCAGAGAACCUGCGGAUGUCGCCAAGAUGCCAGAUGAGAAGAGGGUAUUGGCCAUUCGAGCGAUGAGGAAUGCUCAAAGAUGUUUAGAGAUUUGUUUGAGGGGAGAUAACUAUCGAAAUGGUCUGAAAUACGCCGUUCAUUAUACACAUGUCUGUGCUGCUUUUGCAGCUUCUUUCUUGAUUCGAAUCGCUCGGUUGUUCCCUAAUGAACUGAAUUUGAAGAAGACCGCAAAGGAUGUAGAGGAAUUAGCGAUGGUCUUAUCUCAAAUCCCCGCUGGAAGAUAUGCACGAUCACUUCGAUUGAUCUUGCGUAAAGCCAGGAGACAGAAAGUGAUACCUGCCCCUAGUGCGAUGCCAUCGCCCAAUAGGGUUGCAAGUGCUCUACCGAACAUAUCUGGAACUGGACCUGGUCCUCGUGUGGGAUCUGGUACACCAGCAGAUUUAACCUCUGCAUUAGCGACAACAGCUGCCAGUGCAUUUUCACCUUCUCAACUUGUCAAUCCGGCAUUUUAUCCCAGUCCCGCUGCUGGUGGUGUGCUUCCUCCAGCUAAUAUGUCACCUAGUUCUGCGGCUGUUUUGAUGGCCACGGGUCAAUUGAUCAAUGAUAGUCCCUCUUCAGCUGAAUUGUUCGAAUUUGACUCACUGUUCGCUCAGGAGACUAUGGAAAAGGCUGGAAUACCCUUGGGAGAAGAUAAUCAAUUGCCUUUAUUCUUGGAUGGACAAUCAUUGGGAUCAUCCGCAAACCAACUUGACAUGGCACCAUAUGUUGGCUUGGAACAAUUCUUCUUACCUCAAGAAGUGGAUAAUAGAUUGACUGGGCCAGGGAAUGGAAUGAAUGAUGGGAAUCUGGGAGGCGAUGGAUUUACGGGAGGUGACAAUUCUUGGUGGUGA
Molecule: messenger RNA, 2931 nt
Organism: Kwoniella botswanensis
Lineage: Eukaryota; Fungi; Basidiomycota; Tremellomycetes; Tremellales; Cryptococcaceae
Exons: 9
Coding region: 1-2931 (976 amino acids)
Biological process (GO): DNA-templated transcription; regulation of DNA-templated transcription
Cellular component (GO): nucleus
Molecular function (GO): zinc ion binding; DNA-binding transcription factor activity, RNA polymerase II-specific; transcription cis-regulatory region binding
Source: RefSeq, a predicted model, not a curated record